GUUCUUUUAUUGUAAUUGGAGGUGGAUACGUGUUCGUCGUUUUGCAUUCUACCCAAGUUAUACGGUAAGAUUUCAAUGUUCCAGCUGGAUUCAGAUGAUUUACGGACUCACAUCGGUGUGAAUAGCUAGGGUUUUCCCUAUUUUUGUGGUAACUUUUUGUUCAUACGCAUGCAUUCCUCCAUGACGGGUCUCAUUUUUUAUAUCGUUAAUCAAAUUUUUGUACUCUGCAAAGAUUGGAUUGUACCCAGGCGUAUUGCCCUAUUUCGGUUUUCUUUCUAGCUGAACGUUGUGAUUGAUGGUUUGGUUGCUGUUACAAGAAACUGUCUACACUGACAUAGAGCGCUUUGAGUGACAUACAAUCAGAAAAAAUUAGGUUCUGGGAAGAACCAACAAAUGUCGCUGGGAGGACAUGGUCAUAGUCUACGUAUGAGGCAGAACCAUAGUUUGGAGUUGGGGCAGAUUCAAGAGCACAAGCUUGGAUUGGAGCAAGACCCUGAGAGUGAGAUAGGUUUAGAACAGAGCCAUGAGGGGAGCAAUGAACAUGCUUAUGAUGAAGUUGAGACGGAUGGGCUUGCAAUGGAGCAGAAGCCAGGGUGUGAAGGAAAUGAACAUUCUCUUGCUGGCGAGAACAAUGACGCAGGUAUAUCUGGUCAACAUGAGCAUGAUCUUGCAUAUCAUCAAGAACUUGAUGCGAAUAUGGACCUAGCAGUUGUUGAGGCCCAUGAAAUGGGAAUUGAUUCUACAGACGACAUGAUUCAAAAUAACCAGUUGAUACUUACUUCCAAUCAUGUCCUUCAGGCACGCACAUUUCCUGCCACUCCCGAUUUUGAGCUUUAUGUGGGGCAAGAAUUCCCUGAUGUUAAGAGCUGCCGAAGGGCCUUGCGUGAUACAGCUAUUGCUCUCCACUUUGAAAUGCAGACAAUAAAAUCCGACAAAACUCGCUUCACUGCUAAAUGUGCUACUGAAGGAUGCCCUUGGCGAAUUCAUGCUGCAAAACUUCCUGGUGUCCCCACCUUCACAAUCAGAACAAUCAAUGAGAACCAUACGUGUGGAGGAAUUUUCCAUCUUGGCCACCAGCAAGCCUCAGUUCAGUGGGUUGCCAGCUCUGUCGAACAACGCCUUCGGGAGAACCCCAACUACAAGCCAAAGGAAAUCCUUGAAGAAAUACACCGUGUUCACGGUAUCACUUUAUCGUACAAGCAAGCUUGGCGCGGAAAAGAGCGGAUAAUGGCUGCAAUGCGUGGUUCCUUCGAAGAAGGAUAUCGUCUUCUUCCACAGUACUGUCAACAGGUGAAACGUACAAAUCCUGGAAGUAUUGCCUCAGUUUACGUCGAUCCAGCUGAUAAUUGCUUCCAGCGACUGUUUAUAUCCUUUCAGGCAUCCAUCUAUGGUUUUCUGAAUGCUUGCCGUCCUGUCCUCGGUCUAGAUCGGACAUUCUUAAAGAGUAAAUACCUUGGCACUCUACUUUUGGCUACUGGUUUUGACGGGGAUGGAGGUCUGUUCCCUUUAGCUUUUGGUGUUGUUGAUGAGGAAAAUGAUGAUAAUUGGAUGUGGUUUCUUUUGGAACUUCAUGCCCUUCUUGAGAUCAACACAGAAAACAUGCCAAGGCUCACAAUUCUAUCAGAUAGGCAGAAAAGCAUUGUAGAUGGCGUUGAAGCUAACUUCCCUACCGCAUUCCAUGGUUUUUGCAUGCGUCACUUGAGUGAAAGUUUUCGUAAAGAGUUUAACAAUACAAUGCUUGUGAACUUACUAUGGGAAGCAGCUUAUGCACUUACAGUUAUUGAAUUUGAGGCAAAAAUUCUUGAGAUUGAGGAAAUAUCUCAAGAUGCUGCAUAUUGGAUCAGGCGUAUUCCACCACGUCUUUGGGCUACAGCUUACUUUGAGGGAACAAGGUUUGGGCAUUUAACUGCUAACAUAGUUGAGCAGCUCAACACCUGGAUUCUUGAGGCCUCUGGACUUCCAAUAAUUCAGAUGAUGGAAUGCAUAAGAAGACAACUAAUGACUUGGUUUAAUGAGCGUCGUGAAACUAGUAUGCAAUGGACAUCAAUUCUGGUGCCUACUGCAGAGAGGUGUGUUGCUGAGGCACUGGAACGUGCUCGCACAUUCACGGUUCAGAAAGCUAAUGAAGCAGAGUUUGAAGUAACUUCACAUGAAGGAAUCAGUAUCGUUGACAUUCGGAAUCGCUGCUGCCUUUGUCGGGGCUGGCAGCUUUAUGGCUUACCUUGCGCACAUGCUGUUGCAGCUCUACUUUCUUGUAGGCAGAAUGUCCAUCGGUUCACAGAGAGCUGCUUCACAGUUGCUACGUAUCGAAAGACGUAUUCUGAAACCAUACAUCCCAUUCCAGAUAAAUCAUUGUGGAAGGAGUUAACCGAGGUGGACCAUGAUGCUGUUAAAGCUAAUGAAGUUGUUAUUAAUCCUCCCAAGUCACUUCGCCCUCCUGGCCGUCCUAGAAAGAAAAGAGUUAGAGCAGAAGACCGUGGGCGGAUGAAGCGAAUUGUACAUUGUAGUCGCUGCAAUCAGACUGGACACUUCAGAACAACAUGUGCUGCCCCAAUUUGACCGCUUAUUACUAUGGGCAACAACAUUUGAGGACAGAUUUACCGGAAAUUUCUCAUCCAGUCCCAAUGUGCAAAGGUUUUUCUUAUAUCUCGGUUAAUUUAUACUCCGUAUUAGUUAGAUUAGCUGUUGUUAGUGCAAGUGUACUCUGCGAACUACGUGAUAAAGCUUGUUUUUCAAUCAACAGUCUGUUAUAUAUCAAUAUAUUACUUUUUCCGGA
Cuscuta campestris is the source of this 2776-nucleotide messenger RNA. The record is from the annotation of a GenBank genome assembly. NCBI's taxonomy places the organism in Eukaryota, Viridiplantae, Streptophyta, Magnoliopsida, Solanales, Convolvulaceae.